This is a messenger RNA of Dictyostelium purpureum, 370 nucleotides long. RefSeq lists its product as uncharacterized. The coding region runs from base 35 to 268 and encodes 77 amino acids. The record is from RefSeq and is a predicted model, not a curated record. The transcript is spliced from 2 exons. Lineage: Eukaryota; Evosea; Eumycetozoa; Dictyosteliales; Dictyosteliaceae.
AUUAAAUAAAUAAUAGUUAUAAAAGCAAAAAAUUAUGGAUAUACAAAGUUUUAUUAUUAAUGAAAUUUCAAAAACAUUAGAAAUUCCUGACAUAGAUAUUAAUAAAAAAUUUGAAGAGCUUGGAGGUGAUUCUCUCGCAGUUGUUGAAAUUCGUGGUGAAAUAAAUAAUAAAUAUAAUGUUGAUGUAGAUUAUUCAACUUUUUUAGAUAAAACAGUUAGAGAAAUUUGUGAUAUAUAUAUGGCAAAAAUUGCUCAAAAAGGUAAAUAACGGAAUAAAGAAACAAUAAACAACUUCAUUGAUUUAUUGAAAGCCACCUCUAUCAUCACAAUUCCAAAAAUUAAUUAAUAAAAAGAUUCAAGUGUGAUAAUU